Messenger RNA from Sodiomyces alkalinus F11, 2907 nucleotides. RefSeq names its product DmpA/ArgJ-like protein. The record is from RefSeq and is a predicted model, not a curated record. The transcript has a single exon. Bases 157 to 2565 code for a protein of 802 amino acids. Gene Ontology annotation, molecular function: aminopeptidase activity. NCBI's taxonomy places the organism in Eukaryota, Fungi, Ascomycota, Sordariomycetes, Glomerellales, Plectosphaerellaceae.
CUUAAACGCCAACGCGCUCAGCUCGCAAAACCGCUUUUCAGCGACGCGUCUCGUUGACCGGUGUAAGUGAAGCAAAGAUUGAGAGGGCUGAAGAGUUGAGGAGCCCGAUUACGGAUCUUUGGGAUCUUAUGAUGCCCUUCGUAUGCGGGCUCUACAAUGACUGCCCCCUGCCCAGAUCCUUACCCGCCCCUCAAGAGCCAUGACCGUCAUGACCUCCUCGAUUCCGUCAAGCGGCAUUAUGGUCGCUUCGGCUACAAUGUCACCAUCCUGAAGACUCGUCAACGACCUAAUGGCGAAUACUACCGUGUCGACUUGGCCUGCGACCGUGGGGGCCGCUAUAAGCCCGCCAGUCGCGGGAUCCGCGUCGCCCGCACCACCAAGACGGGCUGCGCCUGGUCGGGUUCACUCCUACUGACCGGCACCGAGUGGCUUCACAUCCCCGGCCAUGAUACUCAUAACCAUCCCCCUCCCAUCCCGGUCGAGGAUCCCACCAAGAAGAAAGUCGACGCCGUGAAAAAGAAAGUCGAAGAGCGCACCCGCGUCCGCGACCUACUUCCCACCCUCUACCUCGGCUCCUGGGCCCCGGGUCCCAAAAACUCCCUGACCGACGUACCCGGCGUUCUCGUCGCCGCCGAGUCGGUUCAGCCUAACCGCUCCGUCAACACAGGCGUCACCGUCAUCCUGCCCCGGGAAACCUGGUUUACCGAGGCCUGUUAUGCCGGAUUCCACCGCUUCAACGGUGCCGGCGAGCUGACCGGUUCCCAGUGGCUCGACGAAACGGGCCUUCUCAACUCUCCCAUCGUCCUCACCAACUCCCUCGCCGUCGGUGACGCCCACCGCGGCAUCUACGAGUAUGCCAUCCGCAACUACUGCGUCGAGAGCGGAGAGCUCGACGUCUUCAUGGUCCCCGUUGUUGCCGAGAUUUUUGACGGCUACCUCAGCGACAUCACCAAGAUGUCUGUCCAGGCCCAGGAUGUCACCCGCAGUAUCGACCUUGCCACCGAUGAACCCGUCAAGGAAGGCAACACGGGUGGCGGCACCGGCGCCAUCUGCCACCACUGGAAAGGAGGUACCGGUUCUGCCUCGCGUGUUAUACCGGCCCCGCAGCGAACCAGGCGAGAAGACGACGGCGAAGAAGAAGACGAGGAAGAAAAUGAGGAACGGUCCUACACCGUCGGCGUUCUGGUCCAGGCAAACUACGGCAAGGGUUCUCACCUUCGCAUCGCCGGCGUCCCCAUAGGUCGCAUCUUCGACCAGCAGCACCAACAGCGGGAGCACUGGCUGCGAGAGCAGCAACGGAUGCAGCAGCAGCAAGAGGAACAACUACGGAAGCAGCAGGAAGCGGAACAGCAGCGACAACAGCAGUUGCAACGAGAACAGGAAGGAAGGGAACGACGGCAAGCGGUACCAAUAAACAGCGACGAGAGCGUAGAGGACGAAGAGGAGGAAGAAGAGGAGGAAGAAGAGGAGGAGCGGGAAGAAGAAGAUGAUGAUCAACAUACAUCCUCUCAAAACCAACAGCAACAAUCGGGACGGCGAGGACAACAUCAACAGCAACAGCAACCACAGCCGCAGCCUCAGCAAGCGAGACGGCAACUUCCACAGCAUGGACAGCAAUCGGCUGCUCAACAGGCCUUGCAGUUGUCGCAGCAGCAGCAGCAGAACCAGCGCCAGCACCAGAACCCGUACCAAAACCAGAGCCCGUACCAGCAACAGAGCAUGUACCAACAACAGAGCCCAUACGAACAGCAAUACCCGCAGCAUCAACAGCAACAGCAGCAACAGACAUUUCAGCCGCAGCCGCAGCCGCAGCCGCCGUACCCUCAACCACCACCAAUGGCACCGCAACAACCCAUUGGCGGAGGCAGCGCUGGAUCCCAAACACAAGCGGCUCCAGCCGGAGCCGCUCCGGCUCGGGGGGGCCACACCUAUCACCACAAUUUCCGACUCGUACCCGUGACGUUCGGCGAUGCAAAUGCGCAGGUAGAGGCUUAUGCCAAGGCGCAAGAGCGAGCACACAAUAAGUCUAAGGCAGCCAGGGCUCAGGCCGAAGCGCAGGCUUUGGCGCAGGCGCAAGCCGAAGCCGAGGCCAAGCUAGAGGCCCGGCUGUACGACCACCUCCGCUGGCAAGCCGAGAUGGGGACGCGAAAGGAAUACAGGGACGGCAGCGUCAUCGUCGUCAUCGCCACCGACGCGCCACUCUCGCCGGCCCAGUGCCAGCGCCUGGCCAAGCGCGCAUCCGUCGGGAUUGCCCGGACCGGCGGAUACGGCCACGACCCGGCGGGGGACAUCUUCCUGGCCUUCUCUACGGGCAACAGCGUGCCGGUACAGAAGUUGACCUCAAGCGGGGCUCCCGCCGUCGACCCGUACAAGCCUCGGGCGCGCGAGAUCCAGGUGGUGGAGGAUGGCACCAUGAACGGUUUAUUCGAGGCCGCGGCCGACGCCACGGAGGAGGCCGUCUACAACGCGCUCUGCAUGGCCGAGCCGAUUGAGGGGUUCAGAGGGAGGAGAGUGGAAGCGAUGCCUUUGAAGCGGUUAAAGGACAUGAUGCAGAGGUACUUGUAAAAGGCCGAUGAGGCUUGGAGACUGGAGACCUGGAGACAGGCUUGCUGAUGUUGACUUGUUGAAUUUUUGCUUUUGAGUUUUUCUUUUUGGGUGCGUUGAUGUGACUAAGUGGGCAAAUGUUCAUAUAGUGAGGCUCCAAACGUUUCCCAAUCUUUAACGCCGGGUGGGGGGGGGCGCGUUUCUCUCUCCUUCCAAGGUAUCUAUGGCAUUUAUUUGUACGGAGUAAGGUUCAAAGUGGACGUCUUGGGGACAAGAACGUGUCAGGCUCCUCUCUAUGGUUCAGGAUUCACGAUCCUCUACCCUAUCUAUGUCCUACCCUAUCCUAUCCUAUCCUAUCCUGUC